Molecule: messenger RNA, 4536 nt
Organism: Megalobrama amblycephala (Wuchang bream)
Lineage: Eukaryota; Metazoa; Chordata; Actinopteri; Cypriniformes; Xenocyprididae
Gene: sema4aa
Product: semaphorin-4B
Exons: 14
Coding region: 680-2923 (747 amino acids)
Biological process (GO): neural crest cell migration; semaphorin-plexin signaling pathway; axon guidance
Molecular function (GO): semaphorin receptor binding; chemorepellent activity
Source: RefSeq, a predicted model, not a curated record
GGUUACAUAAUUAGGCUGGCUACUAAAACUUCUUAUUUUUAUUAUAAUAUAUACAGUAUUAUAUAGUAGCACUGCAAAAAUCAUUCACAUUCAUUUGAUACUGGAAAUAAUUGACAAAAAACAAUUAAUUUAGUAACAAUAUUUGUGUGUGAUAUAUUUUAUGCAUAUUUCGGUAUCACACAGCUUAGCAACAUGCUUAAACCAGGUUUGCUCUCACAAUUGCUUGACUAGCUGUUUACCAGUCUGAACAGCUAAACCUCUCUCAGUCUAACCAGGUAUUUUUAAGCUUAAAUUUUAAGAUAAAAUGUUGACAUUGCGAAAAAAAAAAGAAAAGAAAAAAAAAAAGGUUAAGACAGCUAAAAACAGGUUCAGAGCUUUCUCAUCCAACAGAGAAAUAAGAUGCAGGAAAUGCACUCAUUAAAUAUAAAAAGAUAUUGAGAUAAUAUCAUUAUAAUUCAGUUGCUUGUGACUCAUCCAUUCUGCUGUCAGAAGAAGAGCCAUUAGCAGAAUGCGUUUAGUGGAUUCUGGGUUAGAGAUGAGUAUAGUUGGAGUGGUUUGAGGUUUUUAAUCUUUCUUCCUGGUGCGCUUAAGGCAGUCUCAUCAGAGGAAGUGAGAUUCAGUCACUCACUGUUUCGCUAGCUGAUCAGGACAGGUUCUGUGCCCAACAACGUCUGUGAGGAUGGCAAGAUUGUUCAGGAUUUGGAUGUUUAAGGUCCUCUUCUUCGGAUUGAUAGACCCAUCUCAGGCCUCCCUGCGUCCUCGUGUGUCAUUCUCUCAGGGAAGUUCAGAGCGUCUCUUGGGCAUCUACCACAGCUCUACUGUGAAGAGCACCACCACUCUGCUGCUCAGCACUGAUGCUGACACACUGUUUGUUGGAGCUCAGGAUGCUUUGCUCUCCCUAGAUGUCAGUCAACCGGAUAGUAUUACACUCAAAGACGAGCUGGAAUGGAAAGCAUCAAGAGAAAACCUGCUAACCUGUAAAAUGGCCUCAAAAAAGGAUUGUAGCAACUUCAUCAGUAUUUUACAGUUUUUCAACUCUACACACCUUUAUGCCUGCGGGACAAAUGCAUAUGGACCACAAGGCAUCAUCAUUCCAGCAAGUUAUCUGAACGCCAGCAGAGACACAAAGAACGCCAAAAACUGCUGUCCCUACAGCUCCACCCGGAGGAACACAGCCAUCAUUGUUGAUGAAGAGCUCUAUACAGCAACCAAAGUCGGCUUCUUUGGAAACAAACAAGUAAUUUCUCGCUGUCACAGCAAAGAAACCCGCAACAACCUGGAGCUUGAGAAUGUACCAAAAUUGCUACAGGACCCUGUAUUCAUCAGUUCAACACAUGUUGCCAGUGAAGGAAAGAUCCUCCUGUUCUUUACUGAGGCUGGGGACUUGACCGGAGACUUCUUGGUGAACUCUUUUUUUGUGUCUCGUGUGGCCCAGGUCUGCACGGAUGACAACGGAGGAAGCCUUACCUUACAGAAACGCUGGACAUCCUUUGCUAAGGCUCAGCUGGUCUGCCAACAAGGGGAAGAUCUCCAGUUCAACAAGCUGCAGGACAUUGUCAAGCUGUCCCCACCGGACAAUGAAUCUCCUGACAGCACUCUGUUUUAUGGGGUCUUUACCUCACAAUGGUCAGUUUCGUCUGGUCAGUCAGCAGUGUGUGCUUUCAGAUUAGCAGAUAUUAAAGCAGUUUUUUCAGGGGAUUACAAGACAUUCGAUUUGAAUGGAAAUUACUGGUCACAUCAGCCAAAUGUAGACGGCAAACUCGGCAAGUGCGGACUGUUUAACGACACUGACCGUGUGUUGAACAUUGUAAAAAAGACCUUCCUUGCUGAAAAAGCUGUGAGUCCCGUGGGGAAGAAACUGCUUCUGUCCUCCACAGAAGAGCAGUAUAGUCGUAUAGCUGUUCAGAGAACUCAAGCUGCAAAUGGACAAAGUUACACCAUCCUGUACCUGCUCACCGAGUCUGGCUUUCUUCAUAAAGUUGUCCUGCUGGCUAAAGGUCCUCAUAUCAUCGAGGAGAUUCAAACUUUUAAACAACAACAGACUGUGAAAAACAUCCUCCUCUCCAAAAGCAAGGGUGUGCUGUUCAUUGGCUCUUCUGAGGGUGUCUUCAGAGUGCCUGUGUCCAACUGCUCAGCUUAUCCAAACUGUGCAGAAUGUGUGUUAGCACGCGACCCGUUCUGUGGCUGGGACUCGGAGACAAGAGUGUGUGCUACUGUGUCUGGAAUGGGGUCUAAACUACGACAGGACGUGGAAAGCGGAAAUGUCAGCGAACAGUGCAAAGAGUUCAAAAGUACUGCUGCUACAGAGAAACGGAUUGCACACUUUAAUGAGACUGUGGUUCUACCAUGUCAGUCGAGAUCCAGACUGGCGGAGGUGACUUGGAGAUUUUCAAACAACAGCGUUGUUUCCCAAUGUCCGUACCUGCAGCGGGCCGAUGGCAGCCUGGUCUUCCCUGUCACUCCAGAGACCGUGAACACCUACCGCUGCAUGUCGAAGGAGCUGGGCUUCGAGCAAAUAAUUGCUGCCUACACUGUAAUUCUCCCGGCCAUCCCUCGUUCUCUUCCUCCCACAUCACACCAGCAACCUGACGUCAACCUGGACACGAAAAUAGAGCCCAUCCCUGAUUACUACACAACACACAAGUUUGAUGAAUCUGGUGAAAAACAACCCAGGACUAAUCGUGAAUCUACUGUAACCAUCAACACCUCUGGACAAGACACUGUUUGCAUCUCACAGAAGAGUUACUACACUGAAAUGGUUGCUUUUUGCUUUUUGUUUGUCAUUUGUCUCUUUGUAUUUGUUGCUUUUCUAAUCCUGUGGAGACAAAGCAUGAGGUGCAACAAAACCACCCCCCAGAAACAAACUAAAGACACUGAGUCAGACAAUAUCUGGCAAACAGAACUGGAUGAAAAGCAAAGCUGAACCCUAAAACCAGCACUAUCUGUAGAUUACGAAAAACUAAGGAGUGAUUCUUGACCCAUAAUUAGUUUGGAAAAUAACAACAUUUCCAUUUUGAAAUUAAUUUGAUUUGAUCACUAGAAUGCCAACAGUACAUUUCAUGAUAUUUAUAAUCAUUUGAUUUUAUUUAUAUUUAAUGAUUUUAUAUAGCUAAUCCUACUUGUUUUACUUUCAGUUUCAGUACACAAAAACCUCAUAAAACAUUGGGAUGUGAUCUAGAACCUGGAAUUUUCAAAGUUACAAAGUUUCCAUGGGAAUUAAUUGGAAAUUAUGUGAAUAAACUGGAAAUUUGCAAAAUUGCAGGUUAACCUAUAGCAGGGAACUUAAAUGUAAAACAUCUUGCAGCAUAAUCUUGGUUAAAACAACCAGAUUUAAUGCAAAUUCAGUUGAAUUUCUAUUUUCAUUUUACAUUUUCAGUGGGACUUUUUGUGUGUGUCAUAAGGAAUUUGUUUAUUAUAUUCAACAUUCAUGAUUUUUUGUCCUAAAUCGGUCAAAGAUAUCAUUUUUAUUUGUAUUAGUUUGCAUGCAUGUCUGUUUAUGAUCAAACAAAAUGUUUAUGUUUGAACAUGAUACAGUUUGUAUAAAUUACCCCAAAUUUCCAAUUCCCUUUAAUUCCUGUAAAUUCUUGUUAAGUUUGCAACUUGGAAUAUUUCUGAAAUUCCCCAGCUUAACUUCCCAUGGAAAGUUUCUGGAAAAUGUCUUGAAAUUCUACGUCCCUUUGCAAUCCUAAUUGUUACUAACACAAGAAAAAGUGAAUUGGCUUUUGCAUUUAGUGUGUGAUAUUUUUUAGAUUUUGGUUAUCAUAUUUUUCUUGUUUGAAACCAUCCUACAUUCAAUUUAUUGUUCACAAAUACAGAUUUGUAAACACAAUACCGUAAAAAAAAUACAGUGGUAUUUUUUCUAUAUAUCAGUGUGUUAGAAACGUUGAUACAUUGAUAUAAACGAUAUUUUACUGCAUAACUUGUUAAAUAUGGAUAUUUUUUAACACAAAUGCAUAGCUUCACUUCAGAAGGCCUUUAUUAACCCCCCCGGAGCCGUGUGAAGCACACGUUUAUGAUGGACGGAGGCACUUUCUUUAGAUCAUACUUAUUGAUCUGCCAUUAUAAAGCUCGGAUGCGUCAGGAUAUUUAUUAAUAUAUCUCCGAUUAUGUUCAUCAGAAAGAAGAAAGUCAUACACCUAGGAUGACAUGAGGGUGAAUAAAGCUUGGGCUAAUUUUCAUUUGAAAGUGAACUAAUCCUUUAAAGGUAAAAUUUAAUUUCAUCAAAAACUCACAGUCCUUAAGCAACAAGUCACAAUAAUAAAAAAAAGUCAUAAAACAUCAUUUUUCAAUUAUGAGUGUCCAUGUUUUUUUUUUAUCUGUAUGUAAACAUUUCUUUCUUUUUUUUUUUUUUUACUUGUGUUGCAUGGAUGCAAAAAUGCUUGUGAAUCUUGUGUUGCUAAAGCCAGAAUCAAAAUAAAUGAAUAGUUGCUUGGUUAGUAUUUAUGUUAUCAAGUCAUGUCUCUGGUUGCAGUUCACUUGGCCGAAGUCUUAUAAAUUUGUGAGUGAAGGUAUAAUAAAAUUAACUUAAACUAGGAA